Molecule: messenger RNA, 7173 nt
Organism: Rhinolophus ferrumequinum (greater horseshoe bat)
Lineage: Eukaryota; Metazoa; Chordata; Mammalia; Chiroptera; Rhinolophidae
Gene: SORCS1
Product: sortilin related VPS10 domain containing receptor 1
Exons: 26
Coding region: 222-3725 (1167 amino acids)
Biological process (GO): post-Golgi vesicle-mediated transport
Cellular component (GO): membrane; Golgi apparatus
Molecular function (GO): protein binding
Source: RefSeq, a predicted model, not a curated record
CCGCGUGGCGGCGGCUAGCUCUGUCCGAACCCGCGCUCGGCACCAGCCCAGCCUGGGCAAGCGGCCGCCACCUGCCCGGCGCCGCCUCCACCCGCCCCAGAGCGGCCCAACUUGGAUGGAGUUGGGGUCCUGAGCGCCUCUCCCCCACAGCCGGCCAGCGGAGAGCCCCGUGCCGCCACCUUCAGUCCGGGACCCCCUUUCCGUUCCUCUCCGCUCCUGCGAUGGGAAAAGUUGGCGCCAGAGGUGGCUCCGCAGCCGGGCUGAGCGCGCUCCUCGCCGGCGCGGGGCUCUUGGUCCUCUGCGCCCCGGGCGCCUGCUGCGGCGGCUCCUGCUGCCUCCAGCUUCACCCCAGCUCGGCCCCACGUUGGGAUCCGACCACAGGGGGCUUUUCUCAUCAGGGGCCACCAGGCAGAGCUCCUGCCACGCCCCUGCCCCUCCGUGGGCGCCCUCUGUUCGCAGUGGCCCCCGGAGACCGAGCGCUGUCCCUGGAGCGGACCCCGGGCCCCGGAGCAUCCGUGGCCGUUGCUCCACGCUCGGGCCGGAGGAAACGGAGUGGAGCGGAUCAGAAGGCAGAACAAGGAGAGGGCGCGAGUAGGAACCCCCGGAGAGUGCUAAGGGACGAAGGGCAGCAGGAGCUUGGGACUCUGGAGCGGGACCCAGACAAAGCCACUCGCUUCCGGAUGGAGGAGCUGAAACUGACCAGCACCACGUUCGCGCUGACAGGCGACUCAGCACACAACCAAGCUAUGGUCCACUGGUCUGGCCACAACAGCAGCGUGAUUCUCAUUUUGACAAAGCUCUAUGACUAUAACCUUGGGAGCAUCACUGAGAGCUCACUUUGGAGGUCAACCGAUUAUGGGACAACCUAUGAGAAGCUAAAUGAUAAAGUUGGGUUGAAAACAAUUUUAAGCUAUCUCUACGUGUGUCCUACCAACAAGCGUAAGAUUAUGUUACUCACAGACCCAGAGAUUGAGAGCAGUUUAUUGAUCAGCUCAGAUGAAGGUGCGACCUAUCAAAAGUACCGGCUGAACUUCUACCUGCAGAGCUUGCUUUUCCACCCCAAGCAAGAGGACUGGAUUCUGGCAUACAGCCAAGAUCAAAAGCUAUACAGCUCUGCUGAAUUUGGGAGAAGGUGGCAGCUUAUCCAGGAAGGGGUUGUACCAAACAGGUUCUACUGGUCCAUGAUGGGAUCAAACAAAGAACCAGAUCUUGUGCAUCUUGAGGCCAGAACUGCGGAUGGUCACUCACAGUACCUAACGUGCCGAAUGCAGAACUGCACAGAGGCCAACAGAAAUAAACCUUUUCCAGGCUACAUUGACCCAGACUCUUUGAUUGUCCAGGAUGAUUAUGUGUUUGUUCAGCUGACAUCAGGAGGACGGCCACAUUAUUAUGUGUCCUACCGAAGGAAUGCGUUUGCCCAGAUGAAGCUGCCCAAAUAUGCUUUGCCCAAGGAUAUGCACGUCAUCAGCACAGAUGAGAAUCAGGUGCUCGCAGCGGUCCAAGAAUGGAACCAAAACGACACAUAUAACCUCUACAUCUCAGACACCCGGGGUGUCUAUUUCACCCUGGCCUUGGAGAAUGUCCAGAGCAGCAGAGGGCCUGAAGGCAAUGUCAUGAUCGACCUCUAUGAGGUAGCAGGGAUAAAGGGAAUGUUCUUGGCUAAUAAGAAGAUUGACAACCAAGUGAAGACUUUCAUCACCUAUAACAAAGGCAGAGACUGGCGUUUGCUUCAGGCGCCGGACACAGAUUUAAGGGGGGACCCCGUGCACUGCUUACUGCCUUAUUGCUCACUACACCUUCACCUUAAGGUCUCUGAGAAUCCCUACACAUCAGGGAUCAUUGCCAGCCGAGACACAGCUCCCAGCAUUAUAGUGGCUUCAGGUAACAUAGGUUCUGAAUUGUCAGACAGCGACAUCAGCAUGUUUGUCUCCUCAGAUGCAGGGAACACUUGGAGGCAGAUCUUUGAGGAGGAGCACAGCGUCCUGUAUCUGGAUCAAGGUGGAGUCCUGGUUGCUAUGAAGCACACGUCUCUCCCAAUCCGACAUCUCUGGUUGAGUUUUGAUGAAGGGAGAUCUUGGAGCAAAUAUAGUUUCACAUCUAUUCCACUUUUUGUGGAUGGGGUUCUGGGUGAGCCUGGGGAAGAGACUCUCAUCAUGACAGUGUUUGGCCACUUCAGCCACCGCUCUGAAUGGCAGCUGGUUAAAGUGGACUACAAGUCCAUUUUCGACAGACGUUGCGCUGAGGAGGACUACAGACCCUGGCAGCUGCACAGCCAGGGGGAAGCAUGCAUCAUGGGAGCAAAACGGAUAUAUAAGAAGCGAAAAUCAGAGCGGAAGUGUAUGCAAGGAAAAUAUGCAGGAGCUAUGGAAUCUGAACCCUGUGUCUGCACAGAGGCCGAUUUUGACUGUGACUAUGGUUACGAGCGACACAGCAAUGGUCAGUGCCUGCCAGCAUUUUGGUUCAAUCCAUCUUCUCUGUCAAAGGAUUGCAGCUUGGGACAGAGUUACCUCAAUAGUACUGGGUAUAGGAAAGUGGUUUCCAAUAACUGCACUGAUGGAGUGAGAGAACAGUACACCGCCAAGCCACAAAAGUGCCCGGGGAAGGCCCCGCGGGGGCUCCGGAUUGUCACUGCAGAUGGAAAGCUGACCGCAGAGCAAGGGCACAAUGUUACUCUCAUGGUGCAAUUGGAAGAGGGUGACGUGCAGAGGACAUUCAUCCAAGUGGACUUCGGCGAUGGCAUUGCAGUGUCGUACGUCAACCUUAGCUCCAUGGAAGAUGGGAUCAAACACGUCUACCACAACGUGGGCAUCUUCCGAGUGAUCGUGCAGGUGGACAACAGUCUCGGGUCUGACAGCGCCGUCCUGUACUUACAUGUAACUUGUCCCCUGGAGCACGUCCACCUGUCUCUUCCCUUUGUCACCACAAAGAACAAAGAGGUCAACGCAACGGCAGUGCUGUGGCCCAGCCAAGUGGGCACCCUCACUUACGUGUGGUGGUACGGAAACAACACGGAGCCCUUGAUCACCUUGGAGGGAAGCAUAUCAUUCAAGUUUACUUCCGAAGGGAUGAACACCAUCACAGUACAGGUCUCAGCAGGGAAUGCCAUCCUGCAGGACACCAAGACCAUCGCGGUGUAUGAGGAAUUUCGAUCUCUCCGCCUGUCCUUUUCUCCAAACCUGGACGAAUACAACCCGGACAUCCCCGAGUGGAGAAGGGACAUCAGCCGAGUCAUCAAAAAGUCCCUGGUGGAGGCCACGGGGGUUUCAAACCAGCACGUCUUGGUGGCGGUGCUCCCUGGCUUACCCACCGCUGCUGAACUCUUUGUCUUGCCAUAUCAGGAUCCGGCAGGAGAAAACAAAAGGUCAGCCGAGGACCUGGAGCAGAUCGCGGAACUACUGAUCCACAAGCUCAACCUAAACUCGGUGCACUUUGAGCUGAAGCCCGGGGUCCAAAUCCUUGUCCACGCAGCUCACUUAACAGCAGCCCCACUGGUGGACUUGACCCCAACCCACAGUGGAUCGGCCAUGCUGAUGCUUCUCUCCGUGGUAUUUGUGGGGCUGGCAGUGUUUGUCAUCUACAAGUUUAAAAGGAGAGUAGCUUUACCCUCCCCUCCCUCCCCUUCUACUCAACCUGGUGACUCAUCUCUCCGAUUGCAAAGAGCAAGACAAGCCACUCCACCUUCAACGCCAAAGCGGGGAUCUGCUGGGGCACAAUUUGCAAUUUAAGGAAAAUCCCCAAAGGCUCCAGGCGACCUGCUGAUCAGGAAAGAAUUUCGCUCUUGUCAAGUGCAUCAUCCUUCAUGACCACUAACUUUAUGUUUUCUUUUUUUCCUUUGUUGUUCUGUUUCCUAUUUUGCCAGGAAGUAUUUCCAUAGUUGCUGAGAAUCAAAGCACAAAAGAAAUCCCUACCUAUGUAAAUGUUUGAAUGGAGGACGCCAGUAAAAACAAAAACAAACAAAAAAAUAAAAUAAAAACAAUCAAAAUCCAAACAAACAAACAAACAAACACUCACUGCAUCGGGACUUUUUAAUUCUUCAGACACAGACAACAAGGGUUUUUAGCUUUAAGCCUGUGCAUGUGGACUAUACGUUGAGAACACGCUUGGAGGGGUAGUGUACAGGUGCUCUAUUUUAAUGGAAAAACACUCCCCUCCCCCUUACUCCUCUUUUUUCUGAUCGGUCGUGUUUGUAGAAAAUUCAUGACAUAUAUAGGCCAAGGAAAUCUGCAUGUAUUUUUGGAAAUAUUCUUGGCUCUAGAUUUCACAGCUGUUUUAGCACUCUUGGCUGAUGGGUGGAUUAGCCACCCGAGCCCCUUUCACAAGACACAAAAGACAUGCACAGGAGUUUGAAACCCUGAGCUGUUUCUCUGUUCCAUCGUCCUCAGUGCCAUUUUUCCCUUCCAAGUUAUCUGGUAGCUCUGUUGGCCAGUGGUGGCCACAAGGCUGCUUCCUGCAUUCUGUGUGGCCACAGGGACAAAGAAGCCAGUUGAAGUUCUGUAUAUGCAGGCAGCAUAGGGCAAGAAGACAGGUGGGGGCGGAGGGUGGGGAGCAAGCAUGUCAGCAGUGGACCUGUGUUUCCUCUUCACCUCUUCCCAUCAUGACUGCUUCCCCUUGUAGCUUAUCCUGCCCAACUUAUGUAAAAAAUAGAAGCCCAGUUACCUACUCUCUUGCCUUCCCAUUUGUUUGCUAUCCAUGUGUGGUCAUGAUCUGUUCAGGACUUUGUAGCUCUUCUUUCCAAUCCCCAAGUUAUCCUUUCAACUGCUCCUACCUUUUCUUCCCAAACAUGUUGCUAGAUUCUGGACACUAACCCUGACUUUCCCUAAGUAUUGGCCUAGUUUCCGCCAUCCCUACCUCCACUACCCACACGUUUCUGAUCUCCACCAGUUUUGUACAUCCCAAGCAUGGCAGCUUCCAUACACACUGACCAAGCUGCAUCCUGCCCAGCAGGGUUCAGCUUCAUGUACCCUUUGUCCCCUCCUAUAGAACCUGCCUCUUCCAAAUAUCCUUGUCCUUUUCCACCUGGAAAUAUAUCAUGUGUGUGAAUGAGCUGAUAAUAUAUGCAAAGCAAGUCAAACCUAGCCAUGUUCUGUGGAAAAGAAAGCAUUCAGAUGAAUAGGGGUAUCCUCACAGCUUAACAAUAAUCUCGUGCAGUCAGAUUCUAGAAGAUUCUUAUGAGAGAUGUUUUGACCAUGUUUCUACAUGGCAGAGCAAUUUCCUCCCAUGAUGGUUGCUGUACCCAGUAUUUCCUCUCACAGUAGAGAAAAAAUUUUGUAAAAUAAAACUGUUCUAACCAGAAGAAGAAGCAGGUUAAUGGAUUUAAUGUUCAAGAGUAUCAAAAAGUCUGAGAAUAUACGGAGUCUUGUCUUACAUUAGGAUGAGAUUUUGAUCAUGAGGGAUGAUCUCAGACAUUUCACAUGUGUGCUCUCUGAUCUCAGAGUGUCAUAGUAUCAGCAAAGGCAAAAUUAAUAAGCAUAAAGGGGAGGAGUUAGCUGACUAAUUGAAGCAGAUUGGCUCAAAGCAUGAAGAAAUUCCAGUUUUCCCAGGGCAAUCAUGAAAGAAGGCCCAGAGAAAGAAGGAAAUAAACAUAUGUCCAGCAGAAGCCCUUGGAGUACUUACUAUGAAUUGGGCAAAGCCUACUCUAAAAUAUAGAAGAAAAGAGUUGUUGAAAAACCACUCAGAGAACACAGCCUCCUUCUUGGUCAUGUCCCCAAGCCAACAACAGGGUGUAACAGGGCCUUGGUGAUAGAACAGGGUCCUGGGGUCCUAAAGAUCCUGACGAUCCCUGCCCUUACGUAGCCCGGGCAGGGGAAGAGUAGCAAAGCUGAAGUCAGAAGUUACUCAAACAGAAGUUUUUUUAUGGUUGAAGAUGCCCAAUAUGAAUCUGGGAAAUGGAUUAUGCCUGAGGCAGCCAUAACUAUUUGUAGAACUCAAUUGAACCCUGACCUGCCAGGCUUCCUAUCCCAUAGGAAACAUCCUCAUUGAUUCUCUUCAGUUGGAGCCUCCUAAAUGUAAUCUGAAGACAAAGUGUUUGGAAACCAAAAGAGGCUCACUCCAAACAGCACAGGGAGUCCUCAGAGUUGCAGCUCAAUUAGUUUUAAUUGGAAAAUGAUGAAAAGGGGAAUGAUACUCUUAAGCUAGCACAGUGCCUUGCCUAGAGUAGGUAUGAAGAAAAUUACUUAUUGAAGGAAAAAAUGAAUGGUUACGUGAGAAGACGUAGGGAACAAUGGGCUUGUGAGACAUAACUGAAAAUAGAGGUGGACAUGGGAUGCCUGGCAUUGUGGAAAGUGACCAAAGAUGGCCAGCUCUAGAGUCAGCGUCUCCAGGGUCCGCGUGUGCCUCUCCUCCAAGCUCUCUCCCACUUGUAGGAGAUUAGUGAGGCAAGGGACUGCUCAGAGGGGACCUCAUCGUUUUAAUGAUCUAGCUCCAUGGUUCUUGAAGUGUGGUACCCAGACCAGCAGUAUCAGCACCACCUCAGAUUUGUUAGAAAUGCCAGUGUUUGGUCCCUACCCCAGACCUACUGAAAUCAGAAACUCCAGAGGUGCGGCCCAGCAAUCUGUUUUUACAAGCCCCUCAGGUGAUUGUGAUGUACACUGUAGUUUGGGAACUGCUCUACUGGACCAUUCUAGCUCCGUCCCAAAGAGAAGGCAGUGAUGAGAACCUACAAAUGGGAGGGACCCAAGUGCCUACCUACUCGCUAACAGCAGGUGCAAACACAAUGCAGAGUUUGGUGGGCUUGAGGCCAGAGGAGUGGGUGGGGAGGGAUGGUUGUAGAAGGUAAGAUUCAGAGCAAGCUAAAAAUCUAAUAUUGCAAUGUUUUCCAAAAUCCCAGAAGGCAAAUUGUGCACGCUCUACCCUGAAUUACCCAACCAACAUUUCCUCCUUUGCCUUAUUCCUAAUUGGAUUCCCCAUGCAAAAUGCAGAGGUUUGCUUUGCUUUUUUUCCCAGAAGUUCCAAAUAGCAACUUUGAGAGCAAUGGGGUACUUGGCAGCUGUUCUGUGUUUUCCAGGAUUCCAACUGAAAUCCCUCAUUUGCCAACUUAUUUUUAUAGGAAGCCAAUUAAAAAAAAAAAAAGUUUUCUUAUAGUAUCGGAACUACUUCUAAUUUUAAAAUGACUUUUUGAUGUAUUUUUGGUUAAAUACUAUGUAGUGUAAUGUAUAAUUGCUAUUGUUUAUUGCU